GCCCCUCCACAGCUGCCGCCGCGGGACCCCCCGGGCAGGGGGACGAGCCUAUGGCCGGGAAGGAGCCGUUGCUGAGCGCCCUUAAAGGCGGGGUGCUGCGGCUGCGGGAGGACGGGGGGCCCUGCACCGACACCUCGCCGCACCUCGCCUCCUUCUGCCAGCUGCUGGAGACCAUCCUGCGCAAGGGGCUGCGACAGCCAGCCUGGGGGUUCAGGAGACGGGAUUACUGGCACUGGCUGGAGCAGCUUCCCACGGGGGAUGGCGGCAGGCCGAGCCCGCUGUCCAUCAGCAUCCAGAGAGCAGGAAGGUGCCGGGAGGUGCGGACAGCCCAGGGCCGCGGGCGGCUCUGCCUGCGCCUGGCUCUGCAGGGAAAGGUGCUGGCAGCGGCCGUGCGGCAGCUGGAGCGGACCCCCCGGCUGCUGGAGUUUUAUGAUCCGGUGAGCUCCGUCCUCGGCAAUGAAGACCUCCUGGAGCCUUUCCUCUCGCUGCUGCUGGUGGUGACAGAGAUGGAUUUCUCCUUAGACCUGGAGAACUGCAGCUUCUUGGACGAGAGCUGGCUGCUGCCGGUGCGCAUCACUUACGAGACGGUGCCAUGCCGAGCGCUGGGGAUAGUGCUCAGGUACGUGGAUGGCCGUGUCUUCGUCACAGAGGUGCUCCCUGAGAGCCAGGCGGAGGUGGAUGAGGUGGUGCUGGCCGGUGACAUCCUCGACGAGAUCAACGGCUGCUCACUGAGAAACGCCUACAGCGGGCAGGCUGGGGACAUGCUGCAGAAGCUGAAGGGACAACCACUGAGCUUCCGCCUGCUGCGGUGGCGGUGGCAUGACGGGGAGGUCUAUGAGCCACUGCUGCCCUACCUGAAGGUCCUGAAGGAGAAGGAGCCCCAUUUUCAGCUCCAGCAGGGCCCCCGGCACAGGGCUGAAGGGGAGCCCCGCAGGCUGCAGGGGGGCAGGCUGCUCUACAACCUGCAGUACCUGGGCCAGACCAGCAUUGGGAAGUAUGGUGGGAAAGAGGUGCUGGACUGGGCCAUCCCUGCUGUGCUGGAGAAGCACUCAGCUGCACGGGAAGUUUUAUUUGACGUGAAGGAAGCAGAAGUCCUGGUCCAGGAGAAGGCUUCUUCCAAGCUCCUGUGCCGCUACCCCUACCCCACCAUCUCCUGCGUGGGGUGCCGCGUGGACAGGAGAAACGUCUUCGCCUUCUGUGUGGCCACUUCCCCCGAGAACCCUGGCGGGAGCACAUUCGACUGCCUGGUGUUUGCAUCCAGUUCUGAGCAAGAAUGCGAGGAAAUCAUCAGGAGAAUCGCUGCAGGGUUUCAGCACACCGAGUGGUUUGUCUGAUAAGGGAGAGCCCUGGCUCCAGCCCCGGAGCAAGAGCCAGCAGAGUUUUCAGGAUAUUGGUGUGGAAGGAAGUGCUGUCGUGGCUCCUGCUCUGCAGACAAUGGUGCUGAGGAGCCACCCCUGCCCCUCCUUGGUACCAACCACUGCUGCUCUUCCUCCCCAAACACCACUUCUGCCACAGGACUUAGAAUGUCACUGCAAUAAAUCCAGGUG
This is a messenger RNA of Apus apus (common swift), 1547 nucleotides long. RefSeq lists its product as uncharacterized. The transcript is spliced from 16 exons. NCBI's taxonomy places the organism in Eukaryota, Metazoa, Chordata, Aves, Apodiformes, Apodidae. The coding region runs from base 51 to 1334 and encodes 427 amino acids. Gene Ontology annotation, molecular function: protein binding. The record is from RefSeq and is a predicted model, not a curated record.